AUGUUGCUGCUGUCUUGUCUCUCUCCUUCUUCUUCUCUAUUAACCUUAAUCGCCCUCAUCCCCAACGCAGCAGAGUACCCUGGCUGCGACCUGCAUGCAACGGUGGUGGAGCUUGCUCCGAUGGGGGCCCCCCAGGGGGGCCCCCAUGGGGGCCCCCAUGGUACAGGGGGCCCCCAUGGUCUUGGGGGCCCCCAUUGGGGGGGGGGCCCCCAUCACAGAAGCGGGAACGGGGGGCCCCUCGGUGCUGCUGCUGCUGAACCCUGGGGGCCCCCUGUUAUUACCUGGGUUGGGGGGGAGGAGAGUGUGGGGUGGGGAGACGACGAUCCCCAGGGGGCUGAUGGGGAGGAGACAGAAGAGGAGACAGAAGAAAUGCUGCUGCAGCAGCAGCGGGAUAGCUGCCGACAAUAUAAACAAUUGCUUUGUGUUGCUGCUGCUACUGGCUGUGUCUUUGUAUAUGAACUCUCUUUCUAUCAGCAACCAGAGCAGCUGCGCAGCAGCAACAGCAGCACCAACCACCACCAGCACACCAAGCACAACCCCCAGCAGCAGCAGCAGCAGCAGCAGCAGCAGUUGCUGCAGUUCAGGCUGCGUCUGGUGUAUAGACUCGACGGCAACCGGGGCCGCUCGCUGCUGCUGCCUGUCCCCCCCUCUAUCGUCCUCAAAAAAAAAGUUUUUGCAUGCAGCAGCGGCUACCAUUUACUUAAUUUAUUUCAGCUGUACAGACAGCCCAACCCGGAUAUAUUUGCGUUGCUGCCGGAGCAGCAGCAGCAGCAGCAGCAGCAGCAGCAGCAGCAGAUAGGAGGAGGAGGGGGAGGAGAGGGAGCGACGCUUACGCCGCAGCAGCAAGCUGCUGCUGAUGCGCAGCAGCAUGCUGCUGCUGCUGCUGCUUAUAUUGAUUAUCUUAAAGCAUCAUUUACUUCUGCUGCUGCUGCUGCUGCUGCUGCUGGUCCUGCUGCUCAUGAAGCAGCAGCAGCAGCAGCAGCAGCAGCAAACCAAAACAUUACUAUACACCACAAUAAACAGCAAGAGCUGCAGCAUCUGCUGCAGCCUUCUAUACGGGGAGCAACAGCAGCAGCAGCAGCAGCAGCAGCAGCAGCAGCAGAUGGGCAGCAGCAAGACGAAGCACUGCAGCGGCAGCUGCAGCAGAUAACAGCUGACCUAAAAGCAUGCAACCUAGACAAUCAGCAGCUGCAACGCAUGCAGCAGCAGCAGCAGCUGCAGCAGCAGCAACUGCAGCAGCAGCAGCAGCAGCGGGGAUCGUCGAUCCCCAACAGACCCCCAUGGAAUGACCGCUUCGCUAUCAAGGGCUCAGAACACCAGCACUUGUUUGCUUAA
Molecule: messenger RNA, 1335 nt
Organism: Eimeria mitis
Lineage: Eukaryota; Apicomplexa; Conoidasida; Eucoccidiorida; Eimeriidae
Exons: 1
Coding region: 1-1335 (444 amino acids)
Source: RefSeq, a predicted model, not a curated record